Plenodomus lingam JN3 is the source of this 666-nucleotide messenger RNA. RefSeq lists its product as uncharacterized. Lineage: Eukaryota; Fungi; Ascomycota; Dothideomycetes; Pleosporales; Leptosphaeriaceae. The record is from RefSeq and is a predicted model, not a curated record.
AUGUCCUCUACUGCCAUCGACCGCAGCGAAGCCCAGGCCGCCGUCCUUGCGAGUGGCGCGAACCCCUUUGAGUACGAGUGGGGUAAUGCUCACUUCACGGCUAUUGACCCAGCCGAGCUCCUCAAGACCCGUGAGUUCACUCAGGACGAGAAGAACUUCCUCAUUGAGAGGCAGGACUUGAUCACAGGGUUCAAGUUCGACAAGCCUGCUACUUACCUAGAGCGAUACAUGCUCUAUGUGGCGGUCCUCGGCAUGCACAACGCCAUGAGCGACGAGAUGGACAAGUGGACGGGGGAGAUGGAGGAUUUGGAGAAGAAGGGGAGGUGGGAGUUGAUCCUGCAGCACAGGGCAGGUGAGAUUGAGAAAGAGCUGGAGGAGGCCAAGAAGCAGAUUGAGCUGGCGAAGAAGCAGUUGGAUGUGGCCAAGGGGGUCAUCUACGCUCUCAAGAGCAAGAAGGACGACAAGUCAGAGGAGAGGGGCAAGCCAGAGAAGAAGGGCAAGGCAGAGGAGAAGGGCAAGGCAGAGGAGAAGGGCAAGGCAGAGGAGAAGGGCAAGGCAGAGGAGAAGGGCAAGGCAGAGGAGAAGGGCAAGGCAGAGGAGAAGGGCAAGGCAGAGGAGAAGGGCAAGGCAGAGGAGAAGGGCAAUGGGGGUGCCGCAGCCGCUUAG